GGCGGUGCUCAGCGGAAGGGGCGGGGCGGGAGCGGCAAGGCCGGGCCGGGCGCGGCGGCCAUGGCGGCGAUCGGGGAGGAGCGGCGGGAGCGGGAUCAGGAUCAGGAUCAGGAGGGGGGCUGCGAGCACUACCGGCGAGGCUGCCUGCUGCGGGCGCCGUGCUGCGGGAAGCUGUACCCCUGCCGGCUGUGCCACGACGGCGCCGAGGAGCACCGCCUGGACCGCUUCCGCGUGGCCGAGGUGCAGUGCACGCGCUGCCGCCUCCUGCAGAAGGCCCAGCAGCGCUGCGAGGGCUGCAGCAGCCUCUUCGGGGAGUACUACUGCGACGUGUGCCACCUCUUCGACCGCGACAAGAAGCAGUAUCACUGCGACGAGUGCGGCAUCUGCAGGAUCGGCCCCAAGGAGGACUUCUUCCACUGCUCCAAAUGCAACUUGUGCCUGAGCCUGAGCCUGCGGGGAAAGCACAAGUGCAUCGAAAAUGUCUCCAGGCAGGAUUGUCCCAUAUGCUUGGAGGACAUUCACACGUCCCGUGUUGAAGCUCGUGUUCUGCCAUGCGGUCACCUUCUUCACAAAACAUGUUAUGAAGAAAUGUUAAAAGAAGGCUACAGGUGUCCUGUGUGCAUGCACUCCGCUUUAGAUAUGAGAAGGUACUGGCGUCAGCUGGAUGACGAAGUAGCACAGACUCCUAUGCCCACCGAAUAUCAGAACAUGAUGGUGGAGAUCCUUUGUAAUGAUUGCAAUUCCCGGUCUACAGUGAAGUUCCAUCUCCUAGGCAUGAAGUGUACAAACUGUGAAUCGUACAAUACUGCCCAAGAUGGAAAAUACAAGCAGUCUGUGGAGUAGCAGUGCCUAAGCGAUGUGCUGCAUAUGGCUGGACAAGGAAGACUCUACUGUGGAAGAGGCUAUCUAUUAAAAUAAAUCGUCAGUAAACAUUAUUUAAAGAUGUUGCAGCAACAGCGAAGGUGUUCUACUGGUGCAGAGGAGUUCUGCAAGCAUUGUCUCCCUCCCUUGUGCAUGGGGCCCUGUGUUAGGAAGCUCCCUGCCAAAAGGUGCAGUGCCUAGUGAAGGCCGGUCCCUGGAGAGCAGCACCCUGUAACGGAGUGCUUACCCUGCCAGAGAGGAGGCGGCCUGGGAAAAUAACCAGUGAGAUGCAGAAUGGGGAAGUGCUGUGAGCCACAGCUGUUGGAGCACAGCGCGUUGUGGGGCAGCCAGAGGCUGGGAGCUUAAGGCAGGGUGGAGGUGUAGCUGUUCUGCUCGCAGCUGUUAGGGAAAAUCUGUAGCUUUGAGGGCGGCCUUUUGCAUACAGCUGACAUUGCAAAGUUUUGCAUGAGUACGUUUUGUUCCUUUGAAGUGAUGUAUUUGUUCUAGGGCCUUGGAGGCACCAGUGCAAGCGGGCAGAAAGGGUUGAGCUUGCAGAAAUCGCGUACCUUGGUUUGAUUUGUUGACAUGCAUGCAAAUGAUGUAUGCAGAAUUCAUCUGAAAAGCAGUGCCUGUCUGGGCAGCCCUUGUGCUGAACGGCCCUCCGCAAGUACCACUGCUCCACGUGUCUCUUCGCUCUGAUUCCUUUGCCAGCCACAGUUGCAUUCACAGUGCUUUGGUGGGUUUUUUUCUUCUUGACUGCAUUAUUGUCUUGCAAAGGUCUGGGUGUUAUUGUGUAGCUUGAUGGUUUGAUAGUUAAUUACAGGCAGCAAAGCACACGCCGUUGCCGUGUCGGGACUGACCCCAGGCCGGCUGAUCCACCCAGGCCUGGGGCAUCUGAAAGAACUGCAGUUGGUAGAGGCGCUCAUCUAGUGCAGGAACCAGGUUUGUGCAGGCUCGUUUCAUUUUGGUUUUCUUAAUGGUAUCUAAUUUCAUUGUGAGCAGAGAAGCUAUGACGUAGAAGUGCUUUUCUUCUUCCCCUCUUCUGUGUGAUACGCUGCCUGGUGUACUGCAGACUGAGCCCACGGUUCUUAGUUCUUGAGAAUGUCAGAAAGCGCAGUGUCCAAACUGCGUGAAAUGCACAAGAAAGUGACUCCUCAUCUUUGCCUCGCUCUGUUGUAGAGCAUCGCUUUCUCCCAGGUUGAGCCCUUUCUGUUACAAGUGCCGGGAGGCAGAUGGUGGCAUUACCACAGCUCGCUUUCACUUCACUAUCUUCUGCAGCACUGUUCUCACUGCUAAAAAGAAAUGUAAAACUGUGUCUUUAUUAAAACAACUUACGCAGC
Molecule: messenger RNA, 2201 nt
Organism: Numida meleagris (helmeted guineafowl)
Lineage: Eukaryota; Metazoa; Chordata; Aves; Galliformes; Numididae
Gene: RCHY1
Product: ring finger and CHY zinc finger domain containing 1
Exons: 9
Coding region: 61-843 (260 amino acids)
Biological process (GO): ubiquitin-dependent protein catabolic process; protein ubiquitination
Cellular component (GO): nucleus
Molecular function (GO): ubiquitin protein ligase activity; zinc ion binding
Source: RefSeq, a predicted model, not a curated record